Messenger RNA from Mangifera indica (mango), 1967 nucleotides. RefSeq names its product protein SHORT-ROOT-like. Gene Ontology annotation, biological process: regulation of DNA-templated transcription. The transcript has a single exon. The coding region runs from base 285 to 1688 and encodes 467 amino acids. The record is from RefSeq and is a predicted model, not a curated record. Gene Ontology annotation, molecular function: DNA-binding transcription factor activity; sequence-specific DNA binding. NCBI's taxonomy places the organism in Eukaryota, Viridiplantae, Streptophyta, Magnoliopsida, Sapindales, Anacardiaceae. Gene Ontology annotation, cellular component: nucleus.
AAAUGAAAUUGAGUUCCUCCUUCGCUAAGUUCUUGUUAUUGCCCCCAGCUCUCAAUUGGGGGGCUUCCCUCACUCCCCCUCUUCCUCCUCCCUCUUUCUUCUUCUUCCUCACUAUCCCUCUUUACUUUUCUUAAAAGAUCUCAAUUCUCUUGAGUCUUAUUCUCAAAUUAAAUGAGUUAAAUUCAAACUGAAACUCCAACCUAAAAAUUUAAUUUGAGUUCAGGGUUUGUCAGUGUUGUUGAACAAGAGCUAUUGUUCUUUUCUUUCUUUGUUUUCGCUAUCUCAUGGACAUAAGCCUCUUCACAAAUCCUAAAGAACCUCAAUUCUCCUACACCUUCUUCUGUCCCAACAAUAAUGGUGAUCACGUAGCCCUAGACAUGCACAGCAAAAACAAUCAACAACUUCCCCAACAUAGCCAUACUUCCACCAGCCGUUCAUCAGCUGAGUCAGCAGGCGGUGUUGCCGCAGAACACACCGCUGACCCCUAUGGAGACGCCGCCGGCGACAAAUGGGCGUCAAACCUUCUAAAGGAAUGCGCUAGAGCCAUCUCCGACAAGGACUCUAGCAAAAUUCAUCACCUUCUAUGGAUGUUAAACGAGCUAGCUUCACCCUAUGGAGAUUGCAAUCAGAAAUUAGCUUCUUAUUUUCUCCAAGCCCUUUUCUGCAAAGCCACUGAAUCCGGCCAACGUUGCUACAAAACCCUAACGGCCGUCACUGAAAAGAACCACUCAUUCGACUCAGCUCGUAAAUUGAUCCUCCAGUUUCAAGAGGUAAGCCCAUGGACAACAUUCGGUCAUGUCGCCUCAAACGGCGCAAUUUUAGAAGCUUUAGAAGGAGAAACAAAGCUUCACAUAAUUGAUAUCAGUAACACGCUUUGCACCCAAUGGCCGACGUUGCUUGAAGCUUUAGCCACCAGAAACGACGAGACCCCCCACCUGAAACUCACCGUCGUGGUGACUGAAACCCUCGUCCGAUCAGUGAUGAAAGAAAUCGGACAAAGAAUGGCGAAAUUCGCUCGCUUAAUGGGCGUCCCGUUUGAGUUCAAUGCGAUAAGUGGGCUAAAUCAUAUAGCAGAGUUAACAAAAGAAACACUGGGCGUCAAAGACGAUGAAGCCGUUGCUGUAAAUUGCAUUGGGGCGAUGAGGAGAGUCGCCAUAGACGAAAGAGAGCUCGUAAUCCAAAUGUUCCAUUCACUCGGACCUAAAAUCGUGACAAUUGUUGAAGAAGAAGCUGAUUUCACAAGCUCAAAAUACGACUUCGUUUGGUGUUUUGAAGAAUGCCUUAGAUUUUACACAUUGUACUUUGAGAUGCUUCAAGAGAGCUUCCCCAUGACGAGCAAUGAAAGAUUAACGCUAGAGAGGGAAUGUUCGAGGAACAUAGUUAGGGUUUUGGCGUGCGAAGAAGAUGAAAAUUAUGAAGAAGAAUGUGAAAGAAGAGAAAGAGGAAGACAAUGGAGUGAAAAAUUCAUGGCUAAUAAUUUUUCCCCAUCUGGGUUCAGUGACGAUGUUGUGGAUGAUGUUAAGGCUUUGUUGAAGAGAUACAAAGCAGGAUGGGCAUUGGUAACGUUACCACAACAGCAAGGUGCAGAUAAUAAUAGUACUAAUAAUGAUAAUCACCAUGAAAAUGCGGGGAUUUAUUUGACAUGGAAGGAGGAACCAGUGGUGUGGGCAUCAGCAUGGAAACCCUAAGUAAAAUUUCGUGAAUUAUUUCUUUUUUAUGGAUGAUAAAGAAGAAGAAUAUUUUCUGGAGAUCUUUUCAUGCAUAUUUGUGGUAGUUUUAAUAAUUAUUUAAGUAUUGGAUCAGUGAAUAUUUUUUAUUUUUCAUUUUAUUUUAUAUAUGUGUGUGUGUGUGUGUGUGUGUGUUCAAUUUCUCAUAUUUGGAUUGCUUCUUCUCAUCCCUAUGUGGGGAAUUAUUGUAACAAAUUAUUUCUUAAUAUAUAUUAUAUAUAUAAUGAAUUCAAGAUGAAA